This is a messenger RNA of Thermothelomyces thermophilus ATCC 42464, 1237 nucleotides long. Its product is annotated as NADP-dependent dehydrogenase-like protein. The coding region runs from base 113 to 856 and encodes 247 amino acids. The transcript has a single exon. Lineage: Eukaryota; Fungi; Ascomycota; Sordariomycetes; Sordariales; Chaetomiaceae. The record is from RefSeq and is a predicted model, not a curated record. Gene Ontology annotation, molecular function: oxidoreductase activity, acting on the CH-OH group of donors, NAD or NADP as acceptor.
GAGCACCGCAACGUCCAUCCUUCCUCCGGCCACUUCCCCCUCUCCGCAAGCACAACCUACCUACCUGCCUACCUACCUACCUACCCACCCUACCUACCCUACUUAGCUCACCAUGCCCGUCUACGUGAUCACCGGCACCCGUGCUGGAAUCGGCCUGGAGCACGUCCGCCAGCUGUCGCAGGCCGCUUCCAACACCGUAUUUGCGCUCGUCCGCAGUGCGGCAGGCGACCUCGCGACCCUGAAAUCCAUCCAGCAGACCGCCGCCGCCAAAGUGCACAUCCUGGAGUGCGACGUGUCGUCCGAGUCCUCGAUCGCGGCGCUCCCCGACCGGAUUCGCGAGGCGUCGGGCGACGCCAACAUCAAGAUCAACACGCUCAUCAACAACGCCGCCGUCCUGCACGCGCGCGAGCAGACGGCCCUCACGCUGACGCCCGCCGCGCUCAACGACCACAUGCGGUCCAACCUGCUGGGGCCGGCGCUCGUGCUGCAGGCGCUCCUGCCGCUGCUGGCGCCCGGCGCGCGCGUGGCCAACAUCUCGUCGGGCGCCGGAUCCCUCACCCUGCUGGCCACGGGCCGGAUCACGCCCGAGAUCACGCCGUACAGCCUCAGCAAGGCGGCGCUCAACAUGCUGACGGUGCACCAGCAGGCGCAGCUGCGGGCGCGCAGCGGCGGCGGCGGCAGCGGCAUCGUCGUCGUCGCCGUCGACCCGGGCCACGUCAAGACCGAGAUGGGCGGGCCCAACGCGGUCGUCGAGGUCGAGGACAGCGCGAGGGCGGUCCUGAAGCUGGUCGAGGGCCUGACGGAGCGGGACGGCGGCAAGUUCUGGUUGUAUAACGGGGAGGAGUUGCCGUGGUAAAGGUCAAAAUAUUUCUUCUUCCCUUGGCUGAGACAGUUGAGCUCCCGAUUGGGUGGAAAUAGUGUGGAAGUGAACGAGGGUCGAACUUUGGAAAGGAGUAAUUAGCAUGUAAGCUAUGUAAUUACAUACAUCCAGGGGGUGAGGGCACAGAUGGCCUUGAUGCAACACCACCCCGCCUCUUUUAUAUCCCUUUUGAACUCUUGCGCACUGCAUCUUGAAUCCUGUCAAGGCGCCUAGGAGACAACCGGCCCCAGUUACUGGAGGCCUAGACGCGGAUGUGUACCGCCAUUCUUGGCGGCGUUGAGAUCUUGAUGUCUCCAGCGUGGGCUCGCAAGGCAGUUCGGGACGGCUUCAUGCAACGAAUCAGAGCUCUUCAUCAUG